AUGAUCGACACACGGGCCUCGGGGCAAAUCCCGAAAUCAGCAAAACAGCCUGGAGACCGUGCACUGUGCGAGCUGCCCGAGCCCCGCGUGACGCCCAGGCGCGUGGUUACAGGGCGCUCUCGCUUCCCUUCCCCAGGUGAGAUGCACCGGCUGCGGACGUCGGACGUGGCUCAGGCCACCUUAGCCAGCGUGGCGCCCGUGUUCACCGUGACAAAAUUUGACAAAGAAGGAAAUGUUACUUCUUUUGAAAGAAAGAAAACUGACUUGUAUCAAGAACUAGGUCUUCAAGCCAGAGACCUGAGGUUCCAGCACUUGAUGAGCAUCACCACCAGGAACAACAGGAUCAUCCUGAGAAUGGAGUAUUUGAAAGCCGUGAUAACUCCAGAGUGCCUCCUGAUACUGGAUUACCGUAACUUAAACCUGGAGCACUGGCUGUUCCGGGAGCUCCCCUCACAGCUCGCCGGGGAGGGUCAACUGGUCACCUACCCUCUGCCUUUUGAGUUCAGAGCAAUAGAAGCGCUCCUGCAGUAUAGGAUCAGCAAGCUGCAGGGGAAGCUGAGCACGUUGGAGCCCCGGAUCCUCGACACGCUAGAAGCGUUGGUGGACCCCAAACACUCCUCUGUGGACAGAAGCAAACUGCACAUCUUGCUGCAAAAUGGCAGAAGUCUGUCCGAGUUGGAAACAGACAUUAAGAUGUUCAAGGAGUCGCUGCUGGAGAUCCUGGACGAAGAGGAGCUGCUGGAGGAGCUGUGUCUCACCAAGUGGAGCGACCCCGAGGUCUUUGAGCAGAGCAGCACGGGCAUCGACCACGCGGAGGAGAUGGAGCUGCUGCUGGAGAACUGCUACCGGCUGGCCGAGGACCUUUCCCACGCAGCCCGGGAGCUGCGUGCCCUGAUCGACGACUCCCAGAGCGUCAUCUUCAUCAACCUGGACAGCCACCGCAACGUGAUGAUGCGGCUGAACCUGCAGCUGACCAUGGGCACCUUCUCCCUCUCGCUCUUCGGACUAAUUGGAGUUGCUUUUGGAAUGAAUUUGGAAUCUUCCCUUGAAGAGGACCACAGAGUGUUCUGGCUGAUCACUGGUAUCAUGUUCAUGGGCAGUGGCCUGAUCUGGAGGCGGCUGCUGUCCUUCCUCGGGCGACAGCUAGAGGCUCCUUUGCCUCCCAUGGUGGCUCCUUUACCCAGGAAGACCCUGCAGGCAGACAGACGUCUGGACGUGAAGCAGAGCCUCAGGCCGGACGGGCUGGGGUCCAGCAGGAGUGUCCUCACACCCCGGUGAGCGCGAGGCUCUCAUGGUCGUCGCAGGGACACGCUGGUACCUUACAGACUCAGAGACUGAAACAGUCACCGAGUUAAUCACGUCUGAUGAGAGUCUGACGGCAGCGAGAGCACUGGGCUCAACCCCAUUUCCGAAUUCUGAGGAAACCAAAGGACUUGCUUUGUAAAAGGCCAAAAUUCUGUUUCCUACAGCAGAGGGCUGUUUUUAUAGAUGAGACGUGGAGGGGUUGGUUUAACAGUAGACUGUGGUGUAGGUUUUAUUUUCUCCACGUCGAAAAAAGCAGAGUGUCCAGCCAGCGCAGCCGGAAGUGGGACCGUCACGGGCUCAGCUGGCCAUGGUUCUCAGGGACUCAGUUCUUGAUCUUUGGUCUUCGUGAUGUCCUUACUCAGGUGACCGACAAGCUAGCAGAAUGCAGGUUAGCCUUAAGACAACCCUGGAAAUGUGCACUCCGACUCUGUCUCCGGCGGAGCCUUUCUUAUGUUUGCUCCUUUACAGAGGCAAAUAAAAAGGAAGUGGUUGUUUAUCACCAGC
This is a messenger RNA of Miniopterus natalensis, 1809 nucleotides long. NCBI's taxonomy places the organism in Eukaryota, Metazoa, Chordata, Mammalia, Chiroptera, Miniopteridae. The record is from RefSeq and is a predicted model, not a curated record.